Molecule: messenger RNA, 4797 nt
Organism: Astyanax mexicanus (Mexican tetra)
Lineage: Eukaryota; Metazoa; Chordata; Actinopteri; Characiformes; Acestrorhamphidae
Gene: papss2b
Product: 3'-phosphoadenosine 5'-phosphosulfate synthase 2b
Exons: 12
Coding region: 233-2074 (613 amino acids)
Biological process (GO): sulfate assimilation; 3'-phosphoadenosine 5'-phosphosulfate biosynthetic process
Molecular function (GO): sulfate adenylyltransferase (ATP) activity; ATP binding; adenylylsulfate kinase activity
Source: RefSeq, a predicted model, not a curated record
UUUUGUGUGUUUUGUGAGCGGCUCCGGUGGGAGGUCGUCACUCUGACGUGUGAGGAGGGCCUUUCUGAGACUGCAGGAAGAAAAGUUUCUGUGCUACGUGUCCAAGCGCUUUUCUCCUCCUCCUGCUUCUCACAGCAGCUCCCUCUCUCUCUCCUCCAGCCUGCAGGCUGACCCUCCACCUCCUCCUGCUUCACCUCCUCCUCCACUCAGCGGCCGAGCGGUGCUGGCGACCAUGUCUGGGACCAAGAAGCAGAAAACGGAUCUUCAGAGGGCAACUAACAUUGUGUACCAGGCCCACCAUGUGAGCAGGAGCAAACGUGGCCAAGUUGUUGGAACCAGGGGAGGCUUUCGAGGCUGCACCGUCUGGCUGACAGGUCUAUCAGGCGCAGGGAAGACGACUGUAGGCUUUGCGCUGGAGGAGUACCUUGUUUCCCACGCCAUUCCAUGCUACUCCCUUGACGGAGACAACAUUCGUCACGGCCUGAACAAAAACCUGGGUUUCACUUCAUCUGACAGGGAAGAGAACAUCCGCCGUAUUGCAGAAGUGGCCAAACUCUUUGCGGAUGCUGGCUUGGUGUGCAUCACCAGCUUUAUCUCACCCUUUGGCAAGGACCGAAAUGAAGCAAGAAAGAUUCACGAAAGCUCAGGUCUGCCGUUCUUUGAGGUGUUUGUGAACGCCCCGUUGGAGGUGUGUGAAAGCAGGGAUGUCAAAGGGCUUUAUAAGAAAGCCCGUGCUGGAGAAAUUAAAGGCUUUACUGGGAUUGACUCUGAUUAUGAGAAACCAGAUGCUCCAGAGCUUAUUCUGAAGACGGGGGAACUCUCUGUGAAUGAAUGCAUUCAGCAAGUGGUGGAGCUCCUGAAGGAUCAGGGGAUUGUUCCCAGUGGUGUAACAGAAGAUGUCAAUGAGCUGUUUGUCCCUGAAAACAAGCUGGACCUGGUACUUAGUGACGCCAAAAUCCUCCCUGCUGUAGCCAUCACCAAGUUGGACCUUCAGUGGGUUCAGGUGCUGGCUGAAGGAUGGGCUACUCCUCUAAAAGGAUUUAUGAGGGAGAGAGAGUUCCUGCAAGUUCUUCACUUUGGCACCCUACUUGAUGGUGGAACCAUCAACCUGUCUGUGCCCAUUGUGCUGCCAGUGUCCAAAGAGGACAAAGAGAGGCUGGACGGUUGUGCUGCUUUUGCUUUGGAAUAUAAGGGUCGCAGAGUGGCCAUCCUGCGGAGUCCUGAGUUUUACGAGCACCGUAAAGAGGAGCGAUGUGCGAGGCAGUGGGGCACCACAUGUCCCCAGCAUCCAUAUAUCAAGAUGGUUCAGGAAGGUGGCGAUUGGUUGGCUGGUGGAGAUUUGGAAGUGUUUGAGCGAAUCAAAUGGGAUGAUGGCUUGGAUCAGUACCGCCUUACCCCUAAGGAGCUUCGACAGAAGUUCAAGGAAAUGGGAGCAGAUGCUAUCUUUGCUUUCCAGCUGCGUAACCCUGUGCACAAUGGCCACGCCCUUCUAAUGCAGGACACUAAGCGGCGUUUGCUGGAGCGUGGCUACAAAAACCCAGUACUUCUGCUGCACCCGCUGGGUGGCUGGACCAAGGAGGAUGACGUUCCUCUAGACUGGCGCAUGAGGCAGCAUGCUGCUGUGCUGGAGGAGGGUGUGCUGGAUCCAGCCACCACCAUUGUGGCAAUCUUCCCCUCACCCAUGAUGUACGCUGGACCAACAGAGGUGCAGUGGCACUGCAGAGCCAGAAUGAUUUCUGGUGCCAACUUCUACAUCGUUGGCCGUGACCCUGCGGGCAUGCCGCAUCCAGAAACCAAACAGGACCUGUAUGAGCCCACGCACGGAGGCAAAGUGCUGACCAUGGCCCCAGGCCUCACAUCUGUGGAGAUCAUUCCUUUCAGAGUUGCUGCUUACAAUAAAGUGAAGAAGGCCAUGGAUUUUUAUGACAAGGAAAGAAAUGAUGAAUUUGAGUUCAUCUCUGGGACCAAAAUGCGCAAACUGGCCCGCAGUGGAGAAAACCCUCCGGACGGGUUCAUGGCACCAAAGGCGUGGAAGGUUCUUACAGAGUACUACAGCUCCCUGCAGAAAGAUUAACGCAUAGGCCAGUACAUGUUGCUUCAGCACACAUUAUGCAUAGGCCAGUACAUGUUACACUAGGUCAGCUUGCAAAAAAGCAACAGCCAAAUAUUCUUUUUGGCUUUAAAUCAAGUUAUAUUUUAUCAGAUUUUAGUACAAUAUAUUUAUAAAUGCUGUUAAAUUCAACAGUCUGGGCAUGACUCCCUGGACCAGUUUUGAACAUGUUACUGAACUAGAUUUUAGCACUGUGGAACAACUGAGCUGUUUUAAAAAUAAUCAUCUUUUUUGGGGGUAAACCAGCAAAAUAUUUUUUCUAAAUUGAUUUAAACAUUAACAGGACUUUUAGGAGUAGGAGUAAGGCUCAUAUGUUUUAUAUUGAAAUUAUGGAAACCUUACUGCCAUGAGUAGGAAUGGUCAUUUCUGACUUCUAACAUUUUUACCCAUUUACUCAUUUUAUUUUGAAGUAUAUUUUUAAAACAUUUUGUUUGUUUAGUAACAUUGUAUAUGUUGGUCCAAGUAUUCCAAGAAUCUUUUUAGGGUGUUUUCACACCUGUAGUUCAUAUGCUCUGGUCUGAAUCAGUUAAACAAGUUUGUACCUUGGGGCAUUUUUCCAUUGGAUUGGUUUGCUUUCACACACGAGAACAUUCUCUUCACUUAUUGGAGAGAUCUGUUUGGGGCUGGAGCAAAGAAGUUAAUGCAAGUAUAAGAUCCUGUGUUUUGGACUUACUUUGCAUAUUUCUGUGCCCUUAAAAAAUAAAACUACAGCAUAGAUGGCGUUUGUUCAUAGCUGGAGUAAUGAUCAAGAAUAACAUUAUGAUAUCGCUGUUAAAAAAACAGUACUAUAUAUAUAUACUAUGUAUAUACCUACAUAGUACUCCUAUAAAUUGUAUUUUUCGCACUAUAAGGCUCACUCAAAAUACUUAAAUUUUCCCCCAAAUCUUCAGUGCAUCUUAUAAUCCAGUCUUAUAAAUCAGGUUGUAAGCAGCAGUAAAGCCGUAAACCACUCCGCUGAAGUGCAGCAAUAUACAGGAUUUUAAGUUUAGUUCUCCAGCAGUAUUAGCAUUACCCACUAAGCGCUAGCCAUUCAGAGGUGUGUACUAUCGGCCUGUAGUCUGCUGCUAACCCUGGCUAGCAAUGCUAGAGCAGCAUUAGCAUUAUCCUCUAACCGCACAAGCCAUUUGGCCGUUCAGAGGUAAGUAUUAUCAGCCUGUAGUCUGCGUGUUUACUGUGUUAAAACAAGCUACGUGGGAUAAACCGCUAGCUAAUAUCACCCUGGUUUACCAGUACACUCAGGGUUGCUCUCUGUAGCAAUGCUGGGCGGCAGUUAUGUGGCAUUAGGGGUUAGCAGCUAAUGCUAAUACUCCAGCCUUAGUGAAAAUCUGGAAUUCUAAGCUUACUGUAAAUAAACGGAAGCGCUUUACUCACUCAGGAGAGAAAUUUGUGUAGAUUAAAAUCCAGCGCUAGUUUGACUUGUCUGACAUUUUUUUUUUCAGCCCUGUUCCUAACAAGUGACGCCUACAUGCACCUUAUAAUCCAGUGCAAAUUAUAGCGCAACAAAUACGGUACUCAAUUCAGCUGAAAAAGGAUAAUGGAUGUGAAAAAAAAAAAAAAAAGAGGCGCUCAUAAAUGUUAUGCUUGAAGCAGUUCAGCUCAAACUUGUACAAGUGAUAGUUGUGUUGGAUCAAGGUCAGAUCAUGUUCUCAUUGCAAAUCAAGCUUCAGAGUCUGCUGCAACUCGCAUUAAGUGUGAAAAUGAAUCAAAGUCAGAUGCAGACAGACUACAAAGGUGUGAAAACCCCCUUAGACAAGUAUACAUGUGAUUUGUGUAUCCAGAGGAUAUUUCUCACCUCCAGUCUCUGGUGUCUGAAAGGUAAUUCAUGUUCAGGAAGAACUUGCAGAUUUCGUUAUGUUAUAAAAACACUAUGCAACUAAAUGUGAUGUUUGAGUGUAUGAGGAUGCUUUUACAGGGUGUGUGUGUGGAUGCAUAACAGUCACUGACUUAGGAUCCAUGUUGAAGAAGCAAAAAACAUAUUUAUUGGCUUUUCUUGUUAAAGUAACAACCUAAACAUAUUUAUUAUUACAGAAAAAGAAUGUAGAUUUUUAACUGUAUCUUUUUAUGCAUACUUGAUGUUACUCCUUUUUGCUGAGUUUGUAUCAUUUUUCACAGGAAGAAAAAAGAAAAUCCUGUACAGGAUGUGAUAUUUUAAAUAAAACCCAGCAGUGCACAAAUUCAAGUUCAUGUGUGUAUCCAAACUGUUACAGGUUUUCUUACUCUUGCUAUUUUACAUUCCAAGCAAAUGAGGAGGGAAAUGAUUCAGCAGUUCCAUUCAGGUAUAGAAAGUCUUUUAAUAUUACAUAUUGUUACUGUCAUGCAAAAACAUUGUAUCUCCAUUGUUGCUGUUUUUAAUCUCAGUUCAUUUUUUAUAGCUUCAUAGAAAUGCUCCAAAACCACAUGGGAAAUGUGAGGUGAGAUCUAUUUUCCCUGGUCCCCUGUAAAGUUGCCAGUUAAGUCCUUGAAAAGACACAGGGUUUUUACACAAUUGCAACAAUAUUAUCUAUACCAGUAGUUUCUCAAACAAGAUCAAAAACCCUAGACAGUUGAGAUUUUUCAGAACAAAAUGUGGACCAUUCCUAAGACCCAGUUUCAAACCCACAGAGCCAUACAAUCUCUUGAGGAUAUCGAGGUACUUUUGCCAACCUCCAUUCCACUCUGCAUAUUUUUUUUAUCUUUUUUUUUUUUUU